AGAAGUUGAGAACCCCUUCUUCCCCUUUUGUUCUCUUGCCGCCCCCUUCGAGCCGAGGAGAGAAGAGCAGAGACGCGAAGGAUGCCGCGGCUCACUUCGGUGGAGAGCCCUGGCUGCCCGCCGCUCCGCGCCAUCACCACCGACGUCCUCGGCCUCGUCAAAGUCGUCGAGGCCCGCGCUAGGCCGGCGGGCGUCGCCAAGGUCGUCGAGACUUGGGGCGAGCCCGACGCCUCCAGGUCCAUCCUCGUCGCCUCCCUCGCCGACCGCGCCGUCGACCCCGUUUUGGCUGUGGCAAGGAAGAAUGGUGUGGUUGAGCUGCUAAACCCCCUCAAUGGAGAUGCUCUGGCCGCUGUCAAGUCCUCCUGGCCAGAGCAAACUGACGGAGCUGCCGGAGAUGAUCCCCUAGUUGCGCUCCAUCUCUUCAAGAAACAGGCGCCGGACUCGUCCACGCUGGGAACAUUUCUUGCUUGUACGGAUAAGGGAAAAGCAUGUGUGAGAUCGGUCGCAAAGGAGAACACAGCGUCUGACUUGGAUGUUGGGCCAUCAAGCACAUGGGAUGUGUGCAAUGCGGGUAAAUUGCAGUUUUCUUCAGUAGAUGCCGGUGAAAACUAUGCGAUGUUCGGAGGGAAAGGUAUAGAGGUGAACUUGUGGGAUAUCACAUCUUGUAGUAAGAUAUGGUCUGCUAAAUGUCCUCGAGCGAACAGUCUUGGUAUAUUCACCCGACCUUGGUUCACUGCUGGAACUUUCUUGUGCAAGGAUGAUCACCGUAAAAUUGUAGCCUGCACAAAUAAUCACCAGGUUCGUCUGUACGAUACUGCCUCGCAAAGAAGACCUGUCAUUUCAGUUGAUUUUAGGGAGUCACCAAUCAAGGCAGUUGUUGAGGAUCCAGACGGACAUACCAUCUAUAUUGGGACAGGAACAGGAGAUCUCGCUUCCUUUGACAUGAGAACAGGAAAACUACUUGGAUGCUAUGUUGGUAAAUGCUGUGGAAGUAUUAGAUCGAUUGUUAAGCAUCCAGAGCUGCCUUUGAUAGCAUCUUGCGGAUUGGACAGCUACUUGCGCAUCUGGGACACAAAUACAAGGCAGCCGCUUUCUGCGGUCUAUCUCAAGCAGCACCUCACGACCGUGGUUAUAGAUUCACAUUUCUCAGCUGAAGAAUCUGAGGAGACUAAAUCCAAGCUGCCAGAGUCUUCGAUGGUUGCUGAAGCUACAGUCAGAAGGGAAAAGAAGAAAAAGAAUCAAUUGGUUGAAGAGGAUGAGGAAGGAAGUCGAAUGGUCAAACCUGAUGACAAUGAUGCUGAAACAGUCACCAGAAAGGAAAAGAAGAAAAAGAAAAAUAGAAUGGUGGCAGAUGAUGAGGAAGGAACUCGAAUGGUUGAUCCUGAUGACAGUGAUGCGAAAACAGUCAGAAAGGAAAACAAAAAAAAGAAGAGCAGAAUGGUUUCAGAGGAUGAGGAAGGAACUCAGAUGGCCGACCCCGAUGACAGUUAUGCUGAAAUGUACGCCCCGAAGAGAAUAAAGUCUGGCGAAAGAAGCAAAGGUACUAAAAAGAAAAGCAAGAAGCAACAAGUUGCCUAGGACACGAGUCAAGCCGGAAUUAUCAACUUCUGACCAUGGUACUUGUCUUUAGUUAAUUUGUAAAAUGAUGCUUUUAAUACAAGUUCAUUCAAACACAAAAGGUAUGCCUCAUUUGUAAUUCUGUCUUGAGUUAUUCACUUGACUGCUUUAGAAUAUCUAUGAGUGAUUUAAAUAGUUUGGCAUACUACCAUAUGAUUGUUGCAUCUUGGUUAAUUCGUACAAUACAAGUUCAUUCAAACACAAAAGGUAUGCCUCCUUUGUAA
Molecule: messenger RNA, 1841 nt
Organism: Brachypodium distachyon (stiff brome)
Lineage: Eukaryota; Viridiplantae; Streptophyta; Magnoliopsida; Poales; Poaceae
Product: WD repeat-containing protein 74
Exons: 12
Coding region: 82-1578 (498 amino acids)
Biological process (GO): ribosomal large subunit biogenesis
Cellular component (GO): nucleolus; preribosome, large subunit precursor
Molecular function (GO): protein binding
Source: RefSeq, a predicted model, not a curated record